AUGGUGGGGGACCUUUGCAGCUGCCCGCUUACUCCAGUAGUCAGCAAGGCCAGCGCUGGGGCUAUGGAGGUGAUGGACGUGUUCGCCACUCCUGACCUGGCCGGUUUUUUGAAGGCCAAGGCCCAGCAGGCCUGGCUCGUGGUGGGCACAGUGGGCUGCCCAGGUCCUGAGAUCUCCCAGUCCUCCAAGGUCCCCGUCACUAGCUGCCUAGAGUUCCUCUGGGACCGGCCUACUCUCCUCGUGCUGGGCAAUGAGGGCUCUGGUCUGUCCCAGGAGGUUCUUGCCUGCUGCCAGAUGCUCCUUACUGUUCUGCCCAGGCGUCACCUGCCUCCCGGUCUUGAGUCCUUGAAUGUGUCUGUGGCCACAGGAAUUCUUCUACACUCCAUUUGCAGCCAGAAGAAGAGUUUCCCUAUACAGACGGAGAAGGGACAACUUCUCCAAGAUACUUGAGAACCCUUAGCCACGCCCGAAGGACUCAGAGAGGCCCAGUACCCAGGACUGCCGCCAUUGUGGUCAGAAAAACAGGCCAAAUGUGGGCUUCCGUAGACUGUCUGAGAUGAACGUGCGUAGGAACCGGAACGAGUCACACACCGAUCCUCAGGCUUGGGUGUGCUGGGCUCUCUGCCUGUGAGAGCCUGUUUACUGGCUACGGUCAGGAGACAUUUGCAGCGGAGACCAAGGAGGGUUUCAUUUCCAGUUGGAAAUGGUGGUUUGCUAAUUUCCAGGAUGUGUUAAGACAGACAGUAUCUGUCCUGGAUCCUGCCCAGGAGUCAAAAGGCUGUUUUAGCAUGAGGAAGAAUCAGACAAUCCAGUGCAGGGUGUGUGGAGUGUGAGAGUGAGGAUGUAGAGGGAAGCACUCCCCUACCCGCCCCGGUGAUGAGGAGGAAAUAAAUGAGAGGUACCAUCCAGUGAGCGCCUUACAGCUGAACUGUCAUCCCCUAUUUGUCCACUAGGUGGCAGUCUUGAUCUUUGCACCAUAGUUUUGCCGAAGCUUGCAGGGAAACCCCCUCUUUGUAGCCCCGUUAGAG
Molecule: messenger RNA, 1028 nt
Organism: Peromyscus eremicus (cactus mouse)
Lineage: Eukaryota; Metazoa; Chordata; Mammalia; Rodentia; Cricetidae
Gene: Mrm1
Product: mitochondrial rRNA methyltransferase 1
Exons: 4
Coding region: 1-450 (149 amino acids)
Biological process (GO): rRNA methylation
Cellular component (GO): mitochondrion
Molecular function (GO): RNA binding; RNA methyltransferase activity
Source: RefSeq, a predicted model, not a curated record